Molecule: messenger RNA, 4830 nt
Organism: Nothoprocta perdicaria
Lineage: Eukaryota; Metazoa; Chordata; Aves; Tinamiformes; Tinamidae
Product: low-density lipoprotein receptor-related protein 2-like
Exons: 24
Molecular function (GO): protein binding; calcium ion binding
Source: RefSeq, a predicted model, not a curated record
GCAGAGCUGCCGUGCGGCGGCGACCCGCACGCCUGGCAGUGCGACGACGGGCGCUGCGUCUCCAGCGGCUGGCGCUGCGACGGCGCCGCCGACUGCCCCGACGGCUCCGACGAGCGCGACUGCGUGUGCGGCGCCAAGAAGGUGCAGUGCCCCGGCACGCACCACUGCAUCCCGCGCUGGGAGCUCUGCGACCGCCACCGCGACUGCGAGGACGGCUGGGACGAGGAGGGCUGCCCGCUGCAGCCCUGCCUGCCGGGGCAGUGGCAGUGCCGCAACCGCCUCUGCGUCAUGCGCCGCUGGAAGUGCGACGGCGUCGACCACUGCGGAGACUCCUCCGACGAGGACGUGUGCGCCCCCUGCCCGCCCGGCAUGGUGCGCUGCGACGAGGGCAAGUGCAUCCUCGAGGCGCUCAUGUGCGACGGCGAGGACGACUGCCUGGACGGCACCGACGAGCCCAGCACGUGCGGCCGGAGCUGCUUCGUGCGCAACGGCGGCUGCGCCGAGACCUGCACGGACACGCACUGGGGCGUGCGGUGCUCGUGCAGCGAGGGCUGGGCGCUGCGCGCCGACGGGCAGAGCUGCGCCGACGUGGACGAGUGCGCGCUGCCGCACGGCCCCUGCAGCCAGCUCUGCACCAACGYGCCCGGCUCCUUCAGCUGCGCCUGCCUCCAGGGCUACGUGCUGCGGCACGGCACCGCCUGCGAGGUGGCGGACAACACCACGCAGCUCCUGGUGGCYGUGGGGCAGGACCUGGCGCUGCUGGACGUGCGCACGCAGGCCUACCGGCCCUUGCUGGCCACRGGCACGCAGCCCCGCGCCCUGGCCUAUGACCUGCUCCGCGAGACCUUCUACUGGCUCACCGAGGAGGGCGAGAUCUGCACCCACCGGGCCGGGCAGGAGACACGGACCCUCUACCCAGGCGCCGGCGAGGCGAACAGCAUCGCCGUGGACUGGUUCACGGGGCAGCUGUACUGGGCCAGCAGCCACCCGGCCGGCGCCAUCCGCGCGGGGCUGGCCGACGGCCGCGGCUACGUGACGGUGCUGGGCAAGGACGUGGCCCCCGAGCAGCUGGUGGUGCACCCGGCCGGCAGGUCCCUCUACUGGGUGAACCGCGGCCAGAGGGGCCGCACAGUCAUCGCUGCCGCCGGCAUGGACGGCUCGGACCGCCGGGAGCUCAUGGUGGUGUCCAUGGAGGAGCCGGUGGGGCUGACCCUGGACCACGCCGCCGGCAGGCUCUACUGGAUCAGCGAGUACAAGGAGUCCAUCGAGACGCUGCGGGUGGACGGCGGCGGGCGCCACUCCUUCCCCGCCGCGCUGCGGAGCCACACGGAGCCGCUGGGCCUGGCCGCCUUCGAGAGCCGCUUCUUCUGGGCGGACGGCGGCGCCGAGCUGGUGGCGGCACCGCAGGCCGCCCCCCGGGAGCAGGCCGUGCUGCUCCGCGCGCCCGUCUCCGCCUUCACCGUGCUGCACGAGCUGCAGCAGCCUCCCCGGGACACGGCCGCGUGCGCGCCGGGGCUCUGCAGCCACCUCUGCCUCCUGUCGCCCGUGCACGCCCAGGGCUACCAGUGCGCCUGUCCCGAGGGGCUCUUCCUGCUGCCCUCGGGCAAGUGCGCGGAGCUGUCCCUCGUGUACGCGGAGCCGAGGAGCAUCUCCCUGGUGCAGGUGGGCGCCGGGGCCCGCAGCCGGCUGGCGCGGAGCUGGCCGGAGCCCCUGCACCUGCAGGACGUGGACUGGCAGAGGUCGGUGCUCUACGGCACGGACGGCCGUGGGACGCUGCUGCGCAUCGUGGGACACCCGGGCAGGAGGGAGGCCAUCCCGACCCAGCUGCCGGUUUGCUCUGCCCGCGUGGACACCCKCUCGGGGGACCUGUACUGGCUGGCGUGCAACCGGCGGGACAUCGGCGUGUGCCGGGCGCCCGGCAUGGYGCCGCGCGUGCUGCUGCGCGCCCGCGCCGCCGUGCAGCACCUCUUCGUGCACGGGCCGCGCGGCGCCCUGCUCUGGCUGGCGCCGGGGCAGCGGCCGCAGCAGCUGGGCCUGGCCGGCGGUGCACCGCGCGACGCCUGGAGCGAGCGCUGGCCCGCCGAGCUGCCCGCUGUCAUGGACAGCAGGGCCUUCACCUUGCUCUGGAGCAACUCCUCGGGCCUGCAAGCCCUGAGCCUGCUCAAGAAGCAAGCGGCCACCCUGGCGCCCAGCUGGCCCCACGGCCUCRUGGCCGCCUACGAGCCCUACGUGGUGUCUGCGAAUGGGACGGCUCUGCUGCUGUGGGACCGCAGGACGAUGGCCCUGGUGCUCUCCGUGCCAGCGGUGGACGUGCAGGGAGUGGUGGCCUUCGUGGGCAUGGAGCUGCAGGCUAGUAAGCACCGUAGCCAGUGUCAGCACCGCCCGUGCCCUCCAAAUGGGGUGCCUGGGCUGGGCAGGGCAUUUAUGGGGUGCUCUUGUUCCAGCACCGGUGCCGCUGCCGGUACCAACGAGCAAGGAGCCUGGCCUGCCSCUGCCUCCGCUCAUGGCCACCAGCACCACAACCACCAGCACCACCAGCACCGCUCGUCCCGCCACCUCCACCRCCAAGCCCACAUCAAGCAGCACUGCCACCGUGCCAACCAGCAGGGCUACCGUAACACCAGCUACCACCGCAGGAACCCCCGCGCCCAGCACCACUCAGGCCACGCCAGCCAAGAGCAUCAUCRCUACGUCCCCUACAACCACCCGACCCGCUGCCUGGCCCACACCGGCCAAGACGACCUCCCCACGGACAUCUACGAGCACUCCUGUGCCACCAGCCACCACCACCACAACCACCGCCACCACAACCACCACCUCUACAACCACUACAACCACCACCRCUACGGCCUCUCGGCGAGCCCCGCGCCGCCCUCCAGCGCUGCGCCCCGCCUGUCCUGUCCCCGCACGCACGUGCUCUGCCGCGACGGCACCGAGUGCGUGGCCCACGAGUACGUGUGCGACGGCGAGAAGGACUGCGCGGACGGCUCCGACGAGGACGGCUGUGCCCAGCUCUGUGACAUCCCGGGAUCCUUCCGCUGCUCCAGCGGGGCCGUGUGCGUGCGCCCCGAGGAGCGCUGCGACGGGGCGCCGCAGUGCCCCGACGCCUCGGACGAGGCGGGCUGCUGGCGCCCCACGUCCGAGUGCGCCCGGCGCUGCGACGGCGACUCCCGCUGCGUCCCCGAGAGCUGGCUCUGCGACGGCCACGCCGACUGCCUGGACCGCGCCGACGAGCAGGGCUGCGCGCCCCGGCAGUGCAGCCCGGCCGAGUUCCCCUGCCGGAGCGGCCAGUGCGUGGCCGGCGCGCUGCGCUGUGACGGCGACCGCGACUGCCGCGACGGCUCCGACGAGGAGGGCUGCGCCGUGCCGCCGCCGCGGCUGUGCCGCCCCGGCGAGCUGCCGUGUCCCCGCAGUGGCGAGUGCGUGCCCCACGCCUGGCGCUGCGACGGGGACCCUGAUUGCGGCGACGGCACCGACGAGGAGGGCUGCCCCAGCAAGGGAGSAGCGUGUGGGGAGGAGCAGUGGGGCUGCUCCGGUGGCCACGAGUGCAUCCCCGAUGCCUGGCGCUGCGAUGGAGAGGGCGACUGCGCGGACGGCAGCGACGAGCAUGGCUGCCAGCCUGCUCCCUGCCAGAGCCACGAGUACCUGUGUGGGCCGGGCACCUGCUUGAACUCGUCCUUGGUGUGCAAUGGCCACCGGGACUGUGCGGAUGGCUCGGAUGAGGGCGGCAACUGCUCCGUGCCCUGCCGACUGCCCUGCUCCCACCUCUGCUACCCCUCGCCCCAGGGCCCGAGGUGUCAGUGCACCCCGGGCUACCGGCUGGCGGAGGACGGCGUGUCCUGCGUGGAUGUGGACGAGUGCAAGGAGCAGAGGGAGGGGGGCUGCAGCCAGACCUGCCUCAACGCCCCGGGCAGCUACAGCUGUGGCUGCCUCCCUGGCUACCUGYUGGAGCCCGAUGGCCACGUCUGCAAACUCACCGGACCGGAGCCCACGCUGCUGGUGGCCGUGCAGUCCGAGGUGCUGUCCUACGGGCUGCGGAGCGGGCACGAGGAGGUGCUGCUGGCCGCCGACAAGGAGCGCRUCAUCUUCUCCUUCGACUACGACCCCGUGGAAAGGAAGAUCUUCUGGAUGGACCUGAGCACGGAGAGCAUCCGCUGGCAGGGCCUCGACUCGGGCAAGAAGGGCACGCUGGUGAAAGGUGUGAGAUCGGACUGCAUCGCUGUGGACUGGGUGGGCAGGAACCUGUACUGGACAGAUGGGGCGGCAGGACGGGUGCUGGCCACACGCCUGGGGGCCGCCUGGCGAGGGGUCCCGGAGUACACCGUGGUGCUGGACGGAGACCUGGACCGGCCCCACUCCCUGGUGCUCCAGCCUCUGGCAGGGCUGCUGUACUGGUCGGAGGUGGGGAGCCACCCACGGCUCAUGGAGGCCACCAUGGACGGGAGCCGCCGGCGCACGCUGCUGCAGCGAGGCCUGGGCUGGCCCACCGCCCUGGCCCUCGACCUGCCCGCCUGGAGGAUCUUCUGGCUGGACGAGAAGCUGGGCAGCCUCGGCUCGGCGCGCCUCGACGGCACCGGCGUGAAGGUGCUGCGGCUCGGCUGGGUUCGCAGCCCCUUUGCGGCGGCCGUGUGCGAGGGACAGCUCUACUGGUCGGAGAGGAGCACGUGGRCGCUGCAGCGCGUGGACAAGGCCACCGGCAAGAACAGGACCCUGGUGCUCAAGCGGCGCGGGCAGCCCCACGGCCUGCAGGUGCUGCACCCGGCGCUGCGGCCCAACGCCUCGGACGCGUGCGCGGCGCGCGGCUGCUCCCACCUGUGCCUGCUGAGCGGC